AUUAUCCAGAACAUUGAAGCAUGGAGUCGACUGGAGAUGGGACCGCCGCCGCACCGGCGUCUACGGUCGUGUACGAGUCGUUCUCGAAGGACAGUUUGAUUGAAAUAUUGCGCCGAUUCCGCCAUGAGCACCCGUCGUCUGUGGAGCCUAUGGACGCGAUCGCCCGCACGAUCCACGUGCCUGCAACCAACCCACCACACACGCCGAUCCCGCGUGGAAGUGGCGAGCCUUCCAAGAAGAAACAAAAGAUGGACAAGAAAGCACAAAAGCCGUUCGAUUUCUCACGGUACCGCACUCGACACGUCGCCCUCAAGUUCUCGUACAUGGGCGAAAAGUACGCCGGGUUUGCGCGUCAGGAUCACAUGGAGGAAACAAUUGAACGCUACAUGAUUGACGCGCUGACAAUUUCUCGGCUCGUCGAAAACUUUGCCACGUGCGGCUACUCCCGCUGCGGACGCACGGAUGCGGGUGUGAGCGCACUGGGCCAAGUCAUUGGACUUGUCCUGCGAUCGAACGUCCCGGCGGACGGCACGCUCUUGGACGGCAAAACCAUCGACGACAUCCAUGCAGGGGACACCUUCCGCGUCGAGAUGCCGGACGGCACGAUCAAGACCCUCGUCGAACUCGAUUACCCCACGUGCCUCAACUCGGCGCUGCCGCAUGAUAUUCGAGUGUACGCAUGGGCGCCGGCGCCGCCGGAGUGGAGCGCGCGUUUCCUCUGCCAAGGCCGGACGUAUCGUUACUUUUUUCACCGGCGUUCGCUCGAUCUCGACGCCAUGGCGUCGGCGGCGCAGUUGCUGCAAGGCAAGCACGACUACCGAAACUUUUGCCGCAUGGACCCGACUGUGACCAACUUUGAACGCGAGAUUCUGUCGUUUCAAGUGCAUCAGGUCAACGACGCGACCACCGACCCGUACUACGACCUGUGCUACUUUCAGGUUCACGGCCGCGCGUUCCUUUGGCAUCAAGUACGUUGCAUGGCGGCGAUCUUGUUUCUAGUCGGAAAGGGCCAUGAAUCGCCCGAAAUUGUCUCGACCUUACUUGACAUUGACGCGUGCCCGCGCAAGCCCCAGUACGAAAUGGCGCCGGACUUGCCGCUUGUCCUCCACGACUGCGCGUUCGCCUCGAUCGACUUGCGAUUCAUGCCAGGGGCUGUGAACCGCGUGUACCAUGACGUGGAGAACCAGUGGGAAGCGGCCAACUUGCGCGCCGCGUUGCUGCGGAACCAGUUGGACACGCUCAAGAAGCUGCCCGUGCAGCCCCAUCGCGCGAUCGUCGAGCUCCAGCGUCGCCAAACCCCGCAGACAGCAGCUCAUAUCGCCGCGUUCAACGCGUACGAUGUCGAUGCGCACGUGGAGUUUGGCGAGAUCUUGCACCGCCUUCCCGCUGCAGGCAAAGGGCUCAAGCACAUCCCGCUGCUCCAGCGCAAAUGCGGAUUCUCCUUUGAGGAAAAGAUGAACAAAGUCAAGCGGAAGGCCGCGAUGAAAAAAUUGGCUGCCGAUGCCGACAACGAAGUUGCCUAGUCGAAGCUGACCGCUGAGUGGGCAUUAUUCCAUUUAUUUUGACCAAUGAAUUUCACUGAAAUGGAUUGACGUUGCAUGAUUCGCUACAAAUUUAACAUUUCCACCAAUCAAACGAAUAUAUCUGUCACAUGGACGAGAGGUCGUGCCCACGACACGAUGUCGUCGGCUCGAUCGUGUGACGGCGCACCAGAAUAAAUAGGAGCUCAAGGAAGAGCUGCUAUGGAUCCGUCAUGGGCAGCAUGGCCGAGAAAGGGGGCUUGUGGCGGUGGGUGGGAGGGAUGCAUUGCCGUGAUUCGAAUGGGCGCUGACGCCCAAUUCGACGACAUGGCUGAUGCGCGGGGAGGCGGUCCGGUCCAUGCCACCAUCGGUGGCAUAUGACGAACCAACGGAUGGUCUAGCGGCGGCGUGGCAUUGUUCAAAACGCGACGUAGGGUUCGUACCCACGCUGCGCACGAGCCAGCAGCGGGGCAGUCGAAUCGAAGCACGGUGUUGUCUACAGAGGCGGCACUUGAGCGCCGCAUUUGGACCUGGAUAUUCGAGUGAGCGACGUACUAGUCGUGAUGGUC
This is a messenger RNA of Aphanomyces invadans, 2089 nucleotides long. Its product is annotated as tRNA pseudouridine(38-40) synthase. The transcript is spliced from 9 exons. Gene Ontology annotation, molecular function: pseudouridine synthase activity; RNA binding. The record is from RefSeq and is a predicted model, not a curated record. Lineage: Eukaryota; Oomycota; Saprolegniomycetes; Saprolegniales; Verrucalvaceae. Gene Ontology annotation, cellular component: nucleus; cytoplasm. Gene Ontology annotation, biological process: mRNA pseudouridine synthesis; tRNA pseudouridine synthesis. The coding region runs from base 21 to 1523 and encodes 500 amino acids.